Molecule: messenger RNA, 4230 nt
Organism: Haemonchus placei
Lineage: Eukaryota; Metazoa; Nematoda; Chromadorea; Rhabditida; Trichostrongylidae
Source: the annotation of a GenBank genome assembly
AUGAUGGUGAUUGAGGCGAGGGUUCCUUUUGAGAAUGGCUCGUCGUCAGAUUCUGAUGGUUACAAGAGGAAAGGUCGUAAAGUGAAUACUCAACAGAAUUCUAAAAAAGGUUCGAAGACACGCUCUCGUGGGCCGAAAUCAUGUCGAUCAACUGUGGAUUACACAGAAAAAGGAUCCGACGAAGAUAUAGAUGAAAAUGACGUACUUGAGUGGGAAGAAGACAAGAAGUCGCCUUCUUCUGUAGCAGUCAAUGCAGAAACCAUCGAACGUGUUAUCAAGUCGAGAAUGGGAUCUGUUGGAGCCACUGGUUCUGCCACCACAUGCUAUAAUGUAGCGGAAAAGGGUGAUCCCAAUGACCCGUCAUCUGAUUCACUAGAACAACAAUUCCUCAUCAAAUGGGUUGGAUGGAGUCAUUUACAUAACACAUGGGAAUCGGAAGCAUCAAUUGCUGCUAUGGGUGCAAAUGGUUCCAAAAAAAUAUAUAAUUUUAUCAAAAAGCAAAAGGAAAUGGAGGAAUGGAAACGUACAGCAGACAAAGAAUAUAUAGAAUUCUAUGAAUGUGAGCAAGUAAUGAACGAAGAGCUUUGUGAAGAAUACUUGAAGGUUGAACGAAUAGUUGCUCAUCAGGUCUCUCGGGAUCGAAAUGCAGAAGGAGUAGAGGCGACCGAGUAUUAUGUGAAAUGGUGUGGGCUUUCUUAUUCCGACUGUACGUGGGAAGAUGCCAAACUCUUGCCUCCUGAAAAGAUUGAAUCUUACCAUCGUAGGAUAGAGAACUAUCGAGCUCCCAGUAAAAAUGCAGCGGUCUUACGUAAGAGGCCCAAGUUUGUGAAGUUCGAAAAGAUGCCGUCAUUCCUCAAAACUGAAGGCAAGGAUUAUUCUCUUCGCGACUAUCAGCUUGAAGGUUUGAAUUGGAUGCUGCACGCUUGGUGUAAGCACAAUUCAUGUAUUCUCGCGGACGAGAUGGGUUUGGGUAAGACGAUUCAAUCAAUUGCUUUCCUGGCUGCUCUCUAUCACAAGUAUGAACUCUAUGGGCCAUUUCUUGUUGUUGUGCCGUUGUCAACAAUGGCGGCGUGGCAAAAGGAGUUUGCACAAUGGGCUCCAGAUAUGAAUCUUGUCACAUACAUGGGUGAUGUGAACUCGCGUGAACAGAUUCGGCAGUUCGAAUGGUAUGUGGCGGGAACGAAGAAAAUCAAAGUCAAUGCUGUUCUGACCACAUAUGAGAUUCUUCUCAAAGACAAGCCAUUUCUUGGAAGUUUCCAAUGGGCAGCCUUGGCUGUUGACGAAGCCCACCGCUUGAAAAAUGACGAAUCCUUGCUGUACAGUUGCCUGUCUUCGUUCAACUGUGACCACCGCCUUCUAAUCACCGGCACUCCUCUGCAAAACUCAUUGAAGGAGCUCUGGGCAUUGCUGCAUUUUAUCAUGCCAGAAAAAUUCGCGAGCUGGUCCGAGUUCGAGGCUGGUCAUAACGACAAGGAUCACAAAGGAAUUUCAGCUCUUCAUCGAAAACUGGAGCCGUUUCUCCUAAGACGUGUCAAGAAGGAUGUUGAGAAGAGUUUACCACCGAAGCUCGAGCAAAUUUUGAGAGUGGAUAUGACUGCCCAGCAAAAACAAUAUUAUAAAUGGAUAUUGACGAAAAAUUAUCGUGAGCUGUCGAAAGGUGUAAAAGGCUCUAUUAAUGGCUUUGUAAACCUCGUUAUGGAACUGAAAAAAUGCUGCAAUCACGCUUCCCUUGUACGCCAGUACGAUCAUUUCGAAAACGAUCCACAAGCGCGGUUACAGCAACUUCUGAAGUCAUCCGGAAAACUGAUAUUAUUGGACAAGCUGCUGUGCCGCCUGAAGGAUACUGGUCAUCGUGUACUAAUAUUCUCCCAAAUGGUCAUGAUGUUGGAUAUCUUGCAAGAGUAUCUACAGCUGAGGCGAUUCCCUGCCCAGCGUCUUGACGGUUCAAUGCGAGCUGAUUUACGAAAGCAAGCACUAGACCAUUACAAUGCGGAGGGCUCCACCGACUUUGCCUUUCUCCUUUCCACCAGAGCAGGAGGACUUGGUAUUAACCUAGCAACUGCAGAUACGGUUAUCAUAUUUGACUCCGACUGGAACCCCCAAAACGACUUGCAAGCUAUGAGCAGGGCUCAUCGGAUAGGGCAGACGCGUCAGGUUAAUAUAUACCGCUUGGUAACUCGUAACUCGAUGGAAGAGGAGAUCGUAGAGAGGGCUAAGCGUAAGCUUGUGCUCGAUCACCUUGUCAUUCAACGAAUGGACACUACAGGGCGAACUGUGCUUUCAAAAUCGACUACCGCUGGUGCCCGAUCUGUUCCUUUCGAUAAAAAAGAACUAAACGACAUUUUGAAGUUUGGCGCUGCUGAUCUGUUCAAAGAAGAUGACGGCGAGGAGCAAGAACCAGAGGUUGAUAUCGACCGUAUACUGAGUGUGGCAGAGACAAGGGACGCUGAUGAUGCUCAGGAAACGGGUAGCGAGCUGUUGAACUCUUUUAAAUAUGCGAACUUCUCCAUCAACGAGGAACAGGAUGUCGCAGCGGCGGCCCAGCAUCAAGUAUCCUCGUCGGGGAACGGUGAUGAUUUUGGCGCUGAGUGGGAUGCGAUUAUCCCUGAAGCGGAACGUCAAAAAGUGGAAGAGGAGGAACGAAGAAAACUGGCUGCUGAUCUCGAGCUGGCUCCAAGGCAGCGUGUGAAAGUUGAUAUAGAAGAGGCAGAUGAAGGUGAGGCCUCGGCAUCCGAUGGUGAAGCGGAAAAUAGUGGAAGAAAGAAGCGUAAAAAGGCGUUCGGUGAUUUCAUGGGUGGAGAGGUGAAACGGUUCGUCCGUUCAUUCAGAAAAUUCGCACAGCCGCUCCAGAGACUUGAAGCUCUUGCUCAAGAUGCUGAGCUCGAAGAGCACAGUGCAGAGGAAUUAAGGAAACUCGCAGAAGCGCUGUUGGAAGGAUGUGAAAAAGCCGAGCAUGAUCAUGAAGCGAUGAAAAACGAAGUGAAAACACAGGGAGACUCUGAAAAGAACGUGAAGGAGCGUGGACCAUGGUUCAAAUUUGCUGGUGUCGUUGACGUCAAUGUGCGCGCUAUUCGGAAACUCCACAGAGAAUUGGAACCGCUACACUGUGCACUGAAUGGUGAUGCUGCAGACGACUUCAAGCCACCGCACAAAGCACGGGCCCAGAAGGGAUGGGACGUUGAAUGGUCUUCUGUGGAUGAUGGUGCUUUGUUACGAGGCGUCUAUAAGUAUGGCAUUGGAAGUUGGGAAGCUAUUAAGAUGGAUCCGGAUCUUGGACUUGCUGAUAAGAUCUUUCUCAAAGAUAAGGUUCGGAAGCCGCAACCACGACACGUCCAGCAGAGAGUUGACUACUUGUUAAAAUUGAUGGACAAAUCUGGUAAUGGGAUCAAAACGAUGCGCAUGUCAAAUAUAACCAAUAGAAAACGCAAAGCGCCUGACGAUGAUCAAGGGAAGUCCACUCCCAUAGAAGAAAAGAAACGUCGUGAGAAGGAACAUCACCAUCAUCAUCAUCAUCAUCACCAUCACCAUCAUCAUUCUCACCAUCAAUCACAACAAGCAAAGAGCACUGUUCGAGACAAAACAAUCGCUGACCAGUUGGCUUUGGUAGCCAUAGAAAAGUCUAUAUAUGGUCAUGCGCUUGAAGACACAAGUGAUCGCCCAUUUUCAGAAUGUGUAAAGAUGAUGCGACCAGUACAAAAGUACAUCAAGAAGUUAGCAGAAGCUAGUGGGGAAAAAGAAGCGGCUAAAUAUCUUAUUAGGCUUGGCGACAACUGCAGAGACCAAAUUGAGGAGCUGCUAAAGAAAAAACCAAAGACAAAUGUACGCAAAUGGUAUAACUACAUGUGGAUCUUCCUGUCAAAAUUUGUGUCCCAGGAACCAAUGGAAAUGUUGGAAAAGUACCGUGAACUGUGCGCAGCGAAUCACCGCCAUAAGCACCGCGAACACAAUCAUAAUAUGCAGAAAGACCGAAUACCGCAAAAACAUGAUGGAGAGGCAAGGAAGGACAAAGAUAGAGACAAAAAAGGCAGUAAAGAACUUCACAAGAAGAAGCAUCAUCAUAAAGAACACAAACCUCUCAAAGACCACCGGUUAUAUAAGCCUCAUGAAGGUCACAAAGACCGUCAUUUUCCUCGUGACGAUGCUCCGACCGAGUACCGCAGUCCGUUACAGGACGAGUAUCGGAAUUCGCCUCUCGCCCGACCUCCCGUGCUCUCAUCAACUUCCCGGUAG